Molecule: messenger RNA, 1885 nt
Organism: Micropterus salmoides (largemouth bass)
Lineage: Eukaryota; Metazoa; Chordata; Actinopteri; Centrarchiformes; Centrarchidae
Gene: gadd45gb.1
Product: growth arrest and DNA-damage-inducible, gamma b, tandem duplicate 1
Exons: 3
Coding region: 629-1090 (153 amino acids)
Biological process (GO): regulation of cell cycle
Cellular component (GO): nucleus; cytoplasm
Source: RefSeq, a predicted model, not a curated record
CUGCUAUUGGAAGGGGGGGGCUUCAUACUCUCUCCAUGUUUCUGCAGAAACACUGUCACCAAAAUUCUUGAAAUGCAAAAAAAGUACUAAGAGUUUAUCCAGUUUUCUUUUAGUGGAGCUCGUGUACGUUUUUUUAAAGUUUGAAAGGUGACCUAAACUGGUCGCUAAACAGUUUCCUAAAGGGACAGCAUGAAGCUUCUGUGCAUGUUUAAGAGUCUUUAUAAAUGCAUGCAUGUAAAGUGAAGUUGAUGUGCAGCAUGCAAUAUCUGCUGCAUGCUGGGGCUACAGUGUUCUCUCUAAUUUGCACAGAAGUGCUGCAGAGUGAUUAUACUUCUUGUUUUAAUGAAGCUAUUUUUAGUUUCAGUCCAGACUGCUGCGCUCAGAGGGGGAGCGUGCGUGGCUCGAUGACCCCCAUCAAUCUGCCACGAGCCGGAGAGUGACAAUAGCAUUAUCAUACCAAUACACCAUUCACCUUUAGCCAAUCAGAGCGCAGCGCUUUCACUGCGCCGCACGAGCUGGAUAGUAUAAAAAGGGGAGGCUGCAGGUUUGAGGUCACUCUGCUUCUUUUCGGAUUUCGACUAAACUCUCCAAAGCUCUUCCUUUGCGGAAUAUUUCCAUCAUCUUCAACAUGACUCUUGAGGAGGUUCUGAUCCAGAAACCCGAGCGUGCUCAGUGCACCGGCAAAGCCCUGGAGGAGGUCUUGGUGUCCGCUAAAGACAACGACUCCCUCACCGUCGGUGUCUACGAGUGCGCCAAAAUCAUGAAUCUUGACCCGGACAGUGUGUCUUUCUGCGUCCUGGCCAUGGAUGAGGAGUUUGAGUGUGACAUCGCUCUGCAGAUCCACUUCACCCUCAUCCAGUCCUUCUGCUUCGACAACGACAUCAGCAUCGUCAGAGUGAGCGACAUGCAGCGUCUGGCUGAGAUUGUUGGCGACAAGGCGGAGCAGCUUGAAGAUGCCCACUGCGUCCUCAUCACGAACCCAGCUGAUGGGUCUUGGGAGGACCCUGCUCUAGAGAAGCUGCACCUGUUCUGUGAGGAGAGCCGGCGUCUGAACGACUGGGUUCCUGAGAUCAACCUCCCCGAGCCUUGAUCUGGGACUCGGCUCCCCUCUUGCUCAGAUGCUGUAAAGCUUCUUAUCUGGAAAUACUCAUCCUGAUGAACAGGAUGACCCUGUUUCUGCUCAUCCCUGGAUACUCCUGAGGAGGAUUCCCGUCCAGGCAGCACGGCGCCGGCCCGAGGGGCCCCCGUGGAUCGUCGCCUCUUGUCCCGUCCAUGCCAAGAUGACUCUCAUUCUUUAUGUGAAUGAGGUCAGGUAUGCCACAAGAGCGACACAUCGACCCUCAUUCUUUGUGCGGAUGAGGUUUGGAGAGGAAGGAGAAGCGAGUUCUGCGUCCUGUGGUUCCACAGAGCAGAUAUCGCAUCUUGAAGCACGCGCGGCAGGCGAAGAAGCGGUGCUGAGAAAGAGGCAUUCUUAAAAAGGGACUUUUUAAAGAUGUCCUCUUUGCUGAGCAACACGACAACAGUUGCAAUCAGCGAAAAUGUUUCCCACUUUCCAGAAUUGUCUUAAUUCUCUAAAGGUUUCACUUUAGAAAUUUAACAAUGACAAACAUAUUCUUAAACAUUUAAACAAGUACUUUCUCUAAAGGUUUCACUUUAGAAAAUGGCAAAAUUAAGUUUGUUUAAAAAGAUGAGAAUUUCUAAGAUUAUUUUAUAAACAUUUGAUUAUGUAAGACAGAAAUGAGAAAAAAAGAAAAUGUUUGACUUAUGAUGUGAUCCUGUUGGAACAAUGUUGGAAAGAAACUAAUUUAUAUCUUUCUAACAGUUUCACAUUGGAAAUUGUUGGAAGUUGUAAGUGGAAAAUGCCUAAUAAAACCCUUAAAUGUCA